Colossoma macropomum (tambaqui) is the source of this 6284-nucleotide messenger RNA. RefSeq names its product SH3 and multiple ankyrin repeat domains 2b (gene shank2b). Gene Ontology annotation, molecular function: ionotropic glutamate receptor binding; synaptic receptor adaptor activity. NCBI's taxonomy places the organism in Eukaryota, Metazoa, Chordata, Actinopteri, Characiformes, Serrasalmidae. The coding region runs from base 1 to 5583 and encodes 1860 amino acids. The record is from RefSeq and is a predicted model, not a curated record. The transcript has 24 exons. Gene Ontology annotation, cellular component: postsynaptic membrane; dendritic spine; postsynaptic density.
AUGCCGCGCAGUCUGAUGUCCAGCGAGGAGGAGAUGGCUCAGAGUUUCUCAGACUCGGGCAGCUCGGACUCGGACAGUUCGAGAGAUGAGCGCCCCUGCGCCGAACGGCCCACCAGUGGCCGACUGGACAGCAGCCAGAGAGACUCGUUACUCAUCUGUGUGGUCAUCCCUGAUCUUCAGCAGUCUAAAUCCAUGAGGUUUAAGUCUGAUGCCACGGUCUGGGCGGCCAAGCAGCAGAUCCUGUGCACACUCACCCAGAGUCUGAGGGAUGUACUGAACUACGGGCUGUUUCAACCAGCCAUAGAUGGCAGAGAGAGCUGCUUUCUGGAGGAAGAGAGACCGCUGAGGGACUACCCACUGCCCACCACCAAGGGCGUGCCCACUUUGGAGUUUCGCUACAAGAGCAGGGUGUACCAGCAUGCCAACGUCAAUGAAAAGCUGAUUGAAAAGCUCCAUACGCAGGCCAACCUGAGGAAGUUCAUGGAUUAUAUCCAGCAUCAUCAGGUGGAUAAAGUCUCUAAGAUGCUGGAGAGAGGUCUCGACCCAAACUACCACGAUCCAGAGACGGGGGAGACCCCUCUGACCCUGGCAGCCCAUCUGGACAAUGUGGUGGAGAUCAUAACAGCACUGAAGAAUGGAGGAGCCCAUUUGGAUUUCCGCUCUCGUGAUGGGAUGACUGCGCUCCAUAAAGCUGUCAGAGCCAAGAACCAGAUCGCUCUCAAGGCCAUGCUGGAGCUGGGGGCGUCUCCGGACUAUAAGGACCGUCAGGGUCUGACUCCGCUCUACCACACAGUGACCGUGGGUGGUGACCCCAGCUGCUGUGAGGUGCUCCUGCGUGCCCAUGCCACCGUGGCCUGUCACGACGAGAACGGCUGGCACGAAGUCCACCAGGCUUGUCGAUACGGCCACGUCCAGCACUUGGAGCAUCUCCUAUUCUAUGGAGCUGACAUGAGUGUGCAGAACGCCUCUGGGAACACAGCCCUACAUAUCUGUGCCCUCUAUAAACAGGAGAAUUGUGCCAGAGUUUUGCUGGUGCGGGGAGCCAGCAAGGACGUCAAGAACUACCGCGGACAAACUCCCUUCCAGGUGGCCAUAAUUGCAGGAAACUUUGAGCUGGCAGAGUUCAUAAAGAACCACAAAGACACUGAUAUUGUGCCUUUCCGGGAGGCUCCGGCGGCGUGUUCAGGCAGGGGCCGGCCACAGCAGCCGCAGACGGGCAGGAGUACUCUGGCUGCUCCGCGGGUGCUCCUGCGCUCCAACAGUGACAACAACCUGAACGUGAAUAAGCUCCCUGCGGCCCGCUCGCCUUUGCGCUCGCCCUCGCCCCUGCGCAGCCUGUCGCCCCGCAGGCCCCAGCAGAUGCAGAACAGCCCUAAUGGCACGGUGAAGACCAUGGGCCGGGGGAGCCGCCCCCCGCGCAGCCGAUCGCCCUCUCUGGGCCGGCUGGGGGAGGGCGACACCCGGAGACACACCCCCCAGCGCCACAGCAGUCCACGUCCCAGUCGGGAUGGCUUCUCCGGUGCGGACACUCCAGGGUCCAAGCGCAAGCUGUACAGUGCGGUCCCUGGCAGGCACUAUGUGGUGGUGAAGUCCUACCAGCCGCAAGCAGAGGGCGAAAUUGCCCUCUAUAAGAAUGACAGGGUCAAAGUGCUCAGUAUCGGUGAAGGAGGAUUCUGGGAGGGCAGUGCUCGAGGGAACGUCGGGUGGUUCCCUGCAGAAUGUGUGGAGGAGAUCCCCAACAAAGCCAACGAAGACCGACCCUAUGCCAGGGCAGACCGAUCUGAGCGACGGAAGCUCUUUCGGCAUUACACCAUGGGAUCGUACGACAGCUUUGAUGCAUCAAGCGACUGUGUGAUCGACGAGAAGACGGUGGUGCUGCAGAAGAAGGACAAUGAAGGCUUCGGCUUCGUGCUGCGAGGGGCCAAAGCCGACACCCCGAUCGAGGAGUUUACCCCCACACCGGCCUUUCCCGCCCUGCAGUACCUGGAGUCUGUGGAUGAGGGAGGAGUGGCGUGGCAGGCUGGACUCCGGACUGGAGACUUCCUCAUCGAGGUUAACCAGGACAAUGUGGUGAAGGUGGGCCACAAACAGGUGGUUAAUAUGAUUCGACAUGGGGGAAAUCGUCUAAUCAUCAAAGUGGUGACAGUCAGCAGGAAUCUGGACCCCGAUGAUAAGUCUCGAAAGAAAGCUCCUCCGCCACCCAGGAGAGCUCCUUCCACUGCUCUCUCCACGCGCUCCAAAUCCAUGACAUCAGAACUGGAAGACAUGGUGGAUAAAGCCACUUUGAGGAAAAAGAAGGAUGAUCAGCUUUCAGAUAUUGCGGCUCUGAAGAAGAGGAUUGUUUUUCAAGUCACCCUAAAUAAAGUGGAGGAGGUCGUACCUCCUCAGAAGCCCGUUUGGGACAACUCGAAUGUGGACGUGAGGGUGGCGGCCGUUAAACCGCGGCCUACCAGCAGGUGUUUCGCCGUGGCCCCAGAAAUGAAUUCCCUGUGCAAUAGCCAGGACGUAUCAGUGGACUCCCCGCCAGUCACAGGAAGUCCUAAAGGCCCUUACCUGGGUGUACCAAAGGGAACCAUGCGUCGGCAGACCUCCAUAGGAACCACAGGGGUAACGGAAGAAGAAAAGCAGUUUCUCACUCCUCCCAUGUUGAAAUUUACAAGAAGCCUCUCAAUGCCCGAUUCAUCAGAGGACAUUCCGCCCCCACCAGCCAUCUCCCCUCCAUCUCCACCUCACAACAGUGCUCCUCCACCUGCCGGUAGCGGUUACGGCACAAUCCGACCAGGUUUUACCACGCAAAGCCCUGCUGCAAACAGCACGGCCCCAGACAGAGGAGGAGACUCCACCCUGGGUUCAGGGUGGAGAGAACAGGGCAUGUAUUACAGAGACAGCCCUGAACAGUACGACUCUGAGGGCUGCAACAGCCCAACCGCCCAGCAGAGCCUUCACAUGCGCCGGGCCCAGAUCCCUGAAAACCCAUACUCGGACGUUGGCAAAGUGGGUCACUCAGCCCUGUUUGUGCCAAAUAAGCCCGCAAGGAGGAAGGGCAUGUUGGUGAAGCAGUCCAAUGUAGAGGACAGCCCAGAGAAAACCUGCUCCAUCCCCAUCCCCACCAUCAUCAUCAAAGAACCCUCCACCAGCAGUAGCGGCAAGAGCAGCCAGGGCAGCAGUAUGGAGAUCGAGACCAGUACGCCAGAGCACACGGGCCAACUUCGCCCAGAGGACAGCCUCAACACAAGCAGCCCCUUUGUGUCCGCCAUGGCCUCUAGCUCAGCCAGGGAGAAGAGGCUGGAGGUGCACAGGAACUCGCCAUCUUUCAGAUCCACAGACGCUGGUGAUGAGGAUGUUGCUCCAACGCCGGCCCCACGUUUGCGACACUCCAAGUCCAUCGAUGAGGGCAUGUUCAGCAGUGACGAACGUUUGCGCAGGCUCAUGGCGCCUCCUUCGUCCCUGCUCAGCAUCCCACGAGGAGGAGGCAAUGUGACUGACUUUAACAGCCCAGAGCCCACUAUGGUACGGGAGCUUCUGAACACUCGUACAGGGCACAGUCCCAUCAGCUUGCCGGCUCACAAGACUUACAGCUCAGGGAGCGGAAACUAUGUCCACCCCGUUACUGGGAAACCUCUGGACCCCAAUUCCCCAUUAGCCUUAGCACUAGCUGCCAGAGACCGGGCCAUGAGGGAGCAGUCCCAGCCUCUGCCACUUAAGAGCGACCCAUCCAAGCUGGACCUCAACAAGCCACUCUUUAUCGACACAAAGCUUCGGCCCAAUGUGGAAGUGAGCUUCUCCAGCACUGCCACCAUGGGCCGGCCGCGGGGAGGCCUGCGGAGACAGAUGACAGAGUCCAAGUAUGAGACCGAGUCCAAGUACCAAUUGGACCUGGGCAAGCCUGAGAAGAGGGUGGAAGAGAAAAAGAACAUGUUGAUUGACAUUGUGGACACCUCACAGCAAAAGUCAGCAGGGUUACUGAUGGUCCACACCACAGAUGGGGCCAAAUCAGAUGAAAACAGUCUGUCCGAGGGGGAGAGAGAUGAGGACGCCUGUCCGGACAGCACCCCUGGAGAACUCCGUGAUCCCAACCAACCGGCACCUGCUAACCCUGCACCCAGCAAGCCUCUGUCCGCUGCACCACAGGGAAAGACUAUCAUCACUGUCAGCUCUGUGGACGAACCCGUCAAACUCCCCUUUGGUAUCCCUCCACCCCCUCUGGCCUCUGUCGACAUUGAUGAGGAGUUUGUGUUUGGUGAACCCCUGCCUCCCCCAUUAGAGUUUGCCAACAGUUUUGAUAUCCCCGAAGAUCAGUCAGGGACGAUCUCCGAGCUGCUGAAACAGAAAGCCAACGGCAUGAGGCGACCUUCUCUUGGUCCCUACUACCCCCACUUAACCACUAGCAACUCUGAGAUCAAGAGACCGACAGUCCUUACCAACUGCACACCUCCUAGCUUCCCCACAGGGCCUCUUGAACCCUACGAGCCCAUUAUCGACUCAGGCAUUGAGGUGGACAGCCGGAGCAGCGGAGACCCCCAGCUGGAGACCACCAGCACGGUCUCCACUGUGUCCAGCAUCUCCACUUUAUCAUCGGAAGGAGGAGAGACCCUGGACACUUGCACCGUCUAUGCAGAUGGACAGGCCUUUCUGGUGGACAGGGCGCAGGUCCUGCCCAAGCCGAAGGCUAAGCACACCGUCAACAAGAGCAAUGCACUUUAUAAGGACACCUUGAACGAGGAGAGCAUGGGCUCUUUCAGGGUGCCCUCCUCAGUCCCACCACCGCCCCCAGGAAGCGCCCCGCCAGAGCCUCUGAAAACCCCAACACAAAGAACCUCAAAGCUCUGGGGUGAACCUCUGGAUCUGAAGAACCCCCACGGCCCAGAGGCCAAGCCCCAGGGGAUGGCCGAAAUGAACUCGGUCUUGCAACACGUCAACAAGGACAAAGCACCAAAGCCAGGGGAAGCGUUAGACUCUCCCACAGGAUGUAGAACUCAUUUCGGAACGAGAAAUCCGGACGCCGUGGUGUCCCUUGUCUCAGGUACCCAGCAGAACACCGCCGUCUCCUUCAGCACCCAGCCCGGCCAGAACGUGCCUGCUUCCCCGUCGCCGUGUCGACAGUCCGAGAGCUUGCCCUCCUCCCCACACCCUUCGCACCCCCCGCAACACCCUCACCAUCCGCACCCCCGCGCCCCGAGCCCCAUCAUGUCCCCCCCAGACUCGGGCCUGAGCUGUGCCUCCUCCUCUUCACUUCCGGCCUCGGCCGCCUCCCCCACCCUGACGGACGUGUUCGGGCUGCCCACGCCGCCCCUCAGCCUGGGCACGGGCCGCAGCCGCUCGCCCUCACCCCUCACCCUCAUCCAAGCCGCCUCCAACAAGCCUUUCGCCACCAAGCCCGUGCUGGCCUGGAGCAAGCAGGACGUGGCCGACUGGCUGGAGAGCCUAAACCUGGCCGAGCACAGAGACGCCUUCAUGGACAACGACAUCGAGGGCAGCCACCUGCCCAGCCUGCAGAAGCAGGAUCUCAUCGACCUGGGCGUGACGCGCGUCGGCCACAGGAUGAACAUCGAGCGGGCGCUCAAGCUGCUCCUGGACAGAUGAGACUGGGCUUUGCUUCGCCGGUGGACGUCAGCCUUCUUUUGUUCAUAAAGCUUUGUUUUUUUUUGUUUGUUCCUCUCUCUUUUUUCUUUUUCAUUCACUUAUUUUAAUAAUACCUUGUUCCUCUCAUUGCCUGCAGUGGAUUUUUUUUUCCAAGGAGAGACAUGUCCUGAAGAAAAAAUACUCCAGUUUUGACACACAGCGCUAAGACAAGCACAAAAGCUCCUUCGUACCAACAAAAGCCCCAGCCACUAACGGGACACUGUAUGGAGUCCAUGCGUUUGAGACGACCGUUCAUUCUCUCUUUGGCUUUUACUUUCGGGCCUGGCGUGAAUGCACUGAAAACCAGCAGAGCUGGCCGACCAUUUUCUAUCUUUGCUAAGACGACUGAUUAUCCAGAGAAUACUUCUUCAGGAAAAAGGGAAGGUCCGUGUAUCAGCUGCCUAUGAAAUAUUGUGCUUUUUUAUUAUAUUUUUUGUUCCUUUUACGCAUUCAGUUCGGAAGUAGACGGAUCUGUAAGACGUGUGCGGUUGGUGCCAUGUCGUUCCUCAGUUCACAUCGCUCACGGUCCUGGGACAGACGUGUUCACCAGGUCACUUCUCUGUAUGUGCGCACCCGACGCCAUGAGAGCGAGCUGCCAGCUUUCAUCUCUUUGUCUUUGGUUAUGGUUAAAAUUAGAUAUUCGUCUGAAUGGGUUAACAAAA